AUGUCAACAGUGUGCUUACAUAACCAGGAAAACAUACCAGCACUUCUUUUAGGGAGCGCUCUGUUUGGGGUUGAAGGAAAUGGCUUGUUAGGUUCCUCAGGAGUAAUCAGAAUAGAGGACCAGAGGGAUGGUGUACUGCAGGGCUCCUGUUUUCCUACUGAGAUGUGUAAAUUGGGUGCCCCAGCUGUAUUGUUUGCCCGUGGAGGGCAGUGGUCCUGCUCAAUUCUUCCUCACACAAAACUCAGUCUGUCCUCUAAUAAAGAUCCUACAGGUAGUGGUUUGAAGGAGACACCAAUGUAUUAG
Messenger RNA from Rangifer tarandus platyrhynchus (Svalbard reindeer), 303 nucleotides. The record is from the annotation of a GenBank genome assembly. NCBI's taxonomy places the organism in Eukaryota, Metazoa, Chordata, Mammalia, Artiodactyla, Cervidae.